This is a messenger RNA of Striga hermonthica, 354 nucleotides long. The record is from the annotation of a GenBank genome assembly. NCBI's taxonomy places the organism in Eukaryota, Viridiplantae, Streptophyta, Magnoliopsida, Lamiales, Orobanchaceae.
AUGAUUUCGAAAUCUCUAUGGCUUUUCAUCCUCGUAAUUCUCCCAUUUUUCGCAUCUAUCGACCUUGUUCAAGUAUCUGCUAAAGACUCGUGGUGCCCGAUCACUCAACCUAGGAGCCAUGAAAUGGUCGAGUAUGGAAAAUUUGCCGUGAAAGAAAUGAACGAACUAGGCGGCACUCACAUGGCAUUUGAAAGUGUUCUUCAAGGAGCCACACUAAAAGAGGGAGAGAAAGUGUAUAUAAGGUUCGAAUUAAGUGUAAAGGAUGGCUAUGACCGGUCAAGGUACAUGGUUAACAUGUAUGAAGUGCCCACAAUACAGUUCAAGAAAGUAACUAACAUUAGAAAACUCCCUUGA